Messenger RNA from Suncus etruscus (white-toothed pygmy shrew), 941 nucleotides. RefSeq names its product microsomal glutathione S-transferase 1 (gene MGST1). The coding region runs from base 124 to 591 and encodes 155 amino acids. The record is from RefSeq and is a predicted model, not a curated record. Gene Ontology annotation, molecular function: glutathione transferase activity. The transcript is spliced from 4 exons. Lineage: Eukaryota; Metazoa; Chordata; Mammalia; Eulipotyphla; Soricidae. Gene Ontology annotation, cellular component: mitochondrion; membrane.
UUCACAAGCAGGGGGCGAGGCUCCACUUUGCACCCUGCUGCACUGUGACAGUCGCUGGAGUGUGGCGCUCAGCAGGCUUGCUAAAAAAACUCUCGGACCCGGAUUCACGGUGAGUGGGAGAAAAUGGUUGACAUCAGCCAAUUAAUGGAAAAUGAAGUAUUCAUGGCCUUUGCGUCCUAUACAACAAUUGUUCUCUCAAAAAUGAUGUUUAUGAGUACUGCAACUGCAUUUUAUAGAAUUACAAGAAAGGUUUUUGCCAACCCAGAAGACUGUGCAAGCUUUGGCAAAGGAGAAAAUGCCAAGAAAUACUUGCGGACAGAUGACAGGGUGGAACGUGUCAGAAGAGCUCACCUGAAUGACAUUGAAAAUAUUGUGCCAUUUCUUGGUAUUGGCCUCCUGUAUUCCUUGAGUGGUCCAGAUCCUUCUACAGCCAUCCUGCACUUCAGACUCUUUGUUGGAGCCCGAUUCUAUCAUACAAUUGCAUAUUUGCUGCCCCUUCCUCAGCCAAAUAGAGGUUUAGCAUUUUUUGUUGGUUAUGGAGUUACCAUUUCAAUGGCCUACAGUUUGCUGAAGAACAAAUUGUACUUGUAAAGCAAACUAUCAACAACUUCCUAGUUACAAACAACUCAACUGAUUUUCUAAAAAUUCUCUACUUCCAGUGUAUAACCAACAAUGCCACAGAAUGUAAAACAAGAUUUUGGAGGUCUAUUUUGCAUAUUCAGUGCCCUAAACAACUUUUCUUUGCUCUUAUUUGAUAGUGACACUAAAAAUGUAACAUGACCCUUAAAUCUUUAAAUAUUUGGUUGUAAAUUUUCAGAAUAUUUACAUUUAUUCAAUUAUUCAUGCUUUAAACUUAUAAAAAAGUGAUUGCAUGUAUGUCAAACCUGUAUUUUGAUAUUGUUGCAAUGGAUGCAUGAAAUAAAAAUCUAUAGAAUAAUUUA